UAUCGCAAGAAAUCUUAGCUACCAUUUUGAAAAUCGAUUCAAAAUGCCCAUAACUCUUUCUCGUUGGCCUGUGGGAACACGUCGGUAUGUUAUUGGUGAUUAUUUUGUGUGUGGCGAUGUGUGGGGCCAGCUUCCAUGAGCAGUAUAGAGUGCCCGAGGCCUGUACCGACAAAUGGGAAUCCUUCGUGUACGAGGACAAGGAAUACGUCAUCCAGAACCUGCCGAUAACCUGGGAGAAUGCUAAAAUUAUGUGCCGUGGUCACCAUAAUGGAACAUUGGCUAUAUUAGACACGAAAGAAAAGGCAGAAUUUCUUGCUGAAGCUUUAGCUGAAUCACAGUUUGUGAUCGACUCUGUGUGGGUUGGUGCUCGGAGACAUGGCGGCGACGACCCAGAUGGCUACCGCUGGGGAAACCUACUGGAACUGCGUCGCACAGCUGAUGACAUCCGAAGGAGUAGUCCUGAAGACCUGGACCAAUAUCCAGCGUGGCAGAACAGAACCCACGUGCCGGUCCCAGAAGCAGGCGCCGACUGCGUCGCCGUGCAAAGAGUGUCUCACGAUCGAGGAGUGUUCCUGGAUCUUCCCUGCGAGCUGGAAAGACCGUUCGUCUGUGAAAGAGAAGCGCAGAGCCGGCACCUGAUAAAGGAGCUAAAAACGGUCCGGUGCCGGACCGGUCUGUACCGGAUGUAUGACGGACUCUUGGACUGGCACCAAGCGGCUGCGUACUGCGUGAUCAGAAAGAUGAGUUUAGCCAACAUCGCCACGAUGAAGUGUCUGAAGAAACUUGGCACCACGAUGCUAAAAACCAGACCCAGCAUCGAAAAUGCGUGGGUCGGUGCAAGAGGAGAGCUCGGGAAAUGGAAUUGGGUCGACUCGGGAGCUAACAUCUUCUUGCCCAGCCCUUACAGCGACGUGGACAAAGCCAUGUGGCCACCUAUGAGAGACAGAACAUCAGUAAAACAAAAUGGCUGCCUUCAACUAGACCGGCACGCUAACCACCCACCGAUAUUCCUGGAGGCCCGCUGCGAAAGAAAGAUGCAGUUUAUCUGCUAUCAAGGUAUACAAGGUUCACCGGCGUUACGAACUGCCACACCGCUACCUAGCGACGACUCCUAUUACUACGUGCUCGUCAAACAACUGCUAUUCUGGCAACACGCUUACGAGAAUUGUAACAAAAUGAACGGCUCGUUGGCCUAUCCGGAGACUUCGGAAAUAAUGACGCAAUUGCUGCUUCUAAUGGGGGAAAACAAGGAGCAACCUGUUGAACAUAUUUGGAUAUCCGGCCGUUUAAAUAUAACGAAAGAUCUUGCGACAGACGACAUUAAAUACGGAUGGUAUAACCCGUUCAACAACAAGGCUAUUCCCGACCCGAAGACUCGAAGGAAUUCGCAAGGAGUUUAUACGGCGCCGUGGUUGGAUGAAGACUUUACGAGGGACAACUCGUGCUUGAAUUUGGACAGACAAGACCACUUGACGGGACUCGUCUAUGGUCUUCCCUGUGACACUCCUCAAUACUCAAUAUGUAUGAUUGAGAAAAGUCCACACGCAAAACUAGAAAGUGCACCUGUCAUUUCUACGCCGGCUAACAUGGUCGUCGUCCCUGAAGCAAUGGAGGUUCCUCAUUCGGAAGGAUUUUUAAAGGAUACUGAUGUUACUAACAAAUAGAUC
This is a messenger RNA of Cydia fagiglandana, 1667 nucleotides long. RefSeq lists its product as uncharacterized. The transcript is spliced from 13 exons. The coding region runs from base 87 to 1664 and encodes 525 amino acids. Lineage: Eukaryota; Metazoa; Arthropoda; Insecta; Lepidoptera; Tortricidae. The record is from RefSeq and is a predicted model, not a curated record.